Molecule: messenger RNA, 1244 nt
Organism: Tripterygium wilfordii
Lineage: Eukaryota; Viridiplantae; Streptophyta; Magnoliopsida; Celastrales; Celastraceae
Product: glutathione S-transferase T3-like
Exons: 3
Coding region: 240-617 (125 amino acids)
Source: RefSeq, a predicted model, not a curated record
GAAAAAACUCACUUUUCGUCUUCAUCUUCAGAAAUCGUCGAUCUCCUCUCCAGUUUUGGGUGUCUUCCGGUGACGACGAAGCCCAACAUUGGACCCAUCUAGAAAUCUCAGCUCCUCUGAUUUCAAUAGUUAGCAGGAUGUCUCACCAAUUGAAUGAAGAAGAAUUUGACCCUUUUAUCGAUGAUGUAGCAUACAACACUUAGAGCAGUGUUCAAAUAUUGAGUUCUUGUGAAGAAUUUAUGGGUUCUAAAAAGAAAACUACCAAUCGUGGUGUCAACUUCUCAAUUGAAGAGGACAAGAAUUUGGUAUCCGCUUGGCUUAAUACAAGCAUUGAUGCAGUCCAAGGUACCGACCAAAAAGCAAAGACAUUUUGGUCUAGAAUUACAACGACGUAUAAUGCGACUAAAGGCUCUAAUCAUAAAGUGUGUACAGACCGAUCAUUGAGUAGUCGAUGGGCAGCCAUCCAACUUGCGGUAAACAAGUUUUGUGGAUUUCUAACUCAAGUGGAGGAUUCCCGACCAUCCGGGACUACCGAGAUUGAUAAGGAAUUUGUUGAGGCACCAACCCAAAUGGAACUUGCAUAUGGGACAAGCUUCAUCCAAGAGAAAGCAUGCUGAUUCCACCUAUAACAAGGCCCAAGAUCCAAUCAACUUGGAUGAGGAUGGCACUACAGGAUCAUUUUCGAUUGACCUAGAGAGACUAGUUGGUAGAGAUGCUGAAAAGGAGCGGCAAAAGAAAUGUAAGACCGAUCAUAAAGAGCUUUCAGAUAUCAUAGGACAAUUGACAAUUGAUAAGAAGAAAGAACAUGAGGAAAGGAUGACAUUGGCUGAAGUUGAAGGUAAAAGAGCUGAGAGGGAAUGGUAGGAUCAUUUACUUAUCGAAAAUGAGAAACUUCAAGUGGAAAAAAUGAGAGUGGAAGCUGAGAUGCAAAGAGCUGAAGCUGAGAGACAAAGAGCCUUGGCAAAGGUAGAGAUGGUAGAGCAACAAAAGAGAGAAACAGAAUUCCAGAUAAUGAUGACUGAUAUACAAAAUUUGAGUGAUGUGCAGCGUGAUUAUGUGCUAUCACUCCAAGCUGAGAUUAUUGCUAAACGUCGGGUUAUAUGAUCUUGGGUCGUUAGAGUAUAAUCAUGUUUCCCGACUUUUUGUUAAUGCAUAUAGUAUUGCACUCUGUUGAACUGUCUUCUUGUUAUUAGGUUGGACAUAUUGAAUUUGAGUGCUUCCCAUACAGAGGAUUCAUUGUCUUU